CGGGUGGGAAAGCCCUUCGCGUCCGCCAUUUUGGCUGCCUCUGUCGGUCCGUUCAGUUACCACGUGAACCGCCGACGGAGACCCGUGGUGGGUGGGGGGAAGCGGCGGCCGCGUAUAAAGUGAGAAAGGGGGAAAAAAAAAAAAAAAAAAAAAAAAAGACAACGAAGGGGAAAGGGGCGUCGCGGUUGGGAGACGCCGGUGACACCCGAGGGCCCGGUCGCGGCGGUGGAUCGGGGCAUUCAAGGCUGAAGCCGCCAGGGAACGGCGGCGGUCGGACAAACACACUGACCGAGCCGGGCGGUGGCGGGAGCAGCGGGAGGAGCCGGAACGAUGCCGGCCGUGAGCCUCCCGCCCAAGGAGAACGCGCUCUUCAAGCGGAUCUUGAGAUGUUAUGAGCAUAAACAGUAUAGAAAUGGGUUGAAAUUCUGUAAACAAAUCCUCUCUAAUCCCAAAUUUGCAGAGCAUGGAGAAACUCUGGCUAUGAAAGGAUUAACAUUGAACUGUUUGGGUAAAAAGGAAGAAGCUUAUGAAUUGGUUCGUAGAGGUUUGAGAAAUGACUUGAAGAGUCAUGUGUGUUGGCAUGUUUAUGGCCUUCUCCAGAGGUCAGACAAGAAAUACGAUGAAGCCAUUAAGUGUUACAGAAAUGCGCUAAAAUGGGAUAAAGACAAUCUUCAAAUCUUAAGGGACCUUUCUUUACUACAGAUUCAAAUGCGAGAUCUUGAGGGUUACAGGGAAACAAGAUAUCAAUUACUUCAGCUUCGACCUGCCCAGAGAGCAUCAUGGAUUGGUUACGCUAUUGCUUACCACUUAUUAGAAGAUUAUGAAAUGGCAGCAAAGAUUUUAGAAGAGUUUAGGAAAACACAACAGACAUCCCCCGAUAAAGUGGAUUAUGAAUAUAGUGAACUCCUUUUAUAUCAAAAUCAAGUUCUUCGGGAAGCAGGACUCUAUAGAGAAGCCCUGGAUCACCUUUGUACCUAUGAAAAGCAGAUUUGUGAUAAACUUGCUGUAGAAGAAACCAAAGGGGAACUUCUGUUGCAGUUAUGUCGCUUGGAAGAUGCAGCUGAUGUAUAUAGAGGAUUACAGGAGAGAAAUCCUGAAAACUGGGCCUAUUACAAAGGCCUAGAAAAGGCACUCAAGCCAGCUACUAUGUUAGAACGACUAAAAAUUUAUGAGGAGGCCUGGACUAAAUAUCCCAGAGGACUGGUGCCAAGAAGACUGCCAUUAAACUUUUUAUGUGGUGAGAAGUUUAAGGAAUGUUUGGAUAAGUUCUUAAGGAUGAACUUCAGCAAAGGUUGUCCACCAGUCUUCAAUACUUUGAGGUCAUUAUACAAAGAUAAAGAAAAGGUGGCAAUCAUAGAAGAAUUAGUAGUAGGUUAUGAAACUUCUUUAAAAAGCUGCCGGUUAUUUAACCCCAAUGAUGAUGGAAAAGAGGAACCGCCAACCACAUUACUUUGGGUUCAGUACUACUUGGCACAACAUUAUGACAAAAUUGGUCAGCCAUCUAUCGCUCUUGAAUACAUAAAUACUGCUAUUGAAAGUACACCUACGUUGAUAGAACUCUUCCUUGUGAAAGCUAAAAUCUAUAAGCAUGCUGGGAAUAUUAAAGAAGCUGCAAGAUGGAUGGAUGAGGCUCAAGCUUUGGAUACAGCAGACAGAUUUAUCAACUCCAAGUGUGCAAAAUAUAUGCUAAAAGCCAAUCUGAUAAAAGAGGCUGAAGAAAUGUGCUCAAAGUUUACAAGGGAAGGAACAUCAGCAGUAGAGAAUUUGAAUGAAAUGCAAUGCAUGUGGUUCCAGACAGAAUGUGCCCAAGCUUAUAAGACAAUGAAUAAAUUUGGUGAAGCACUUAAGAAAUGUCAUGAAAUUGAGAGACAUUUUAUAGAAAUCACUGAUGACCAGUUUGACUUUCAUACAUACUGUAUGAGGAAGAUUACCCUUAGAUCAUAUGUGGACUUAUUAAAACUAGAAGAUGUACUUCGACAGCAUCCAUUUUACUUCAAGGCAGCAAGAAUUGCUAUAGAGAUCUAUUUGAAGCUUCAUGACAACCCCCUUACAGAUGAGAAUAAAGAACGUGAAGCUGAUACAGCAAACAUGUCUGAUAAAGAACUAAAGAAACUACGUAAUAAACAAAGAAGAGCUCAGAAGAAAGCCCAGCUAGAGGAAGAGAAAAAAAAUGCAGAAAAAGAAAAGCAGCAGAGAAAUCAAAAAAAGAAGAAGGAUGAUGAUGAUGAGGAAAUUGGAGGUCCAAAAGAAGAACUUAUCCCUGAGAAACUGGCAAAGGUUGAAACUCCAUUGGAAGAAGCUAUUAAAUUUUUAACACCAUUGAAGAACUUGGUGAAGAACAAGAUAGAAACUCAUCUUUUUGCCUUUGAGAUUUAUUUUAGGAAAGAAAAGUUUCUUUUGAUGCUACAAUCAGUAAAAAGAGCAUUUGCUAUUGAUUCUAGUCAUCCCUGGCUUCAUGAGUGUAUGAUUCGACUCUUUAGUACUGCAGUGUGUGACAGUAAAGAUUUACCUGAUGCAGUUAGAACAGUAUUAAAACAAGAAAUGAAUCGUCUUUUUGGAGCAACGAAUCCAAAGAAUUUUAAUGAGACUUUUCUGAAAAGGAAUUCUGAUUCAUUGCCACACAGAUUAUCAGCUGCCAAAAUGGUAUAUUAUUUAGAUUCUUCUAGUCAAAAGCGAGCUAUAGAGUUGGCAACAACACUUGAUGAAUCCCUCACUAACAGAAACCUCCAGACCUGUAUGGAGGUAUUAGAAGCCUUGUGUGAUGGUAGCCUAGGAGACUGUAAAGAAGCUGCUGAAGUUUAUAGAGCAAAUUGUCAUAAGCUUUUCCCUUAUGCUUUGGCUUUUAUGCCUCCUGGAUAUGAAGAGGAUAUGAAGAUCACAGUUAAUGGAGAUAGUUCUGCAGAAACUGAAGAACUGGCCAAUGAAAUUUGAACAUCACUAAACAAGCAAAUGGAAUGACUUUGGACCAUAUCUAGUAUAUAAUAUUUUUGUCACGCACCUGCUGCAUUGCUCUGACUUAAGCAGAAUGAGAAGAGUAAAUGUUCUUGCCUUCAAAUAGUCUUUUAAGUUUUUUAUCCUGCUGAGAAAGUAUAUAUAAAAUACCUAACAUAUUACAGGAUAUAGGUUCAGUUUCUUAAAAAAUUAAAAGCUGCUAAAAUUGAGGGGUUAAAAAAAAGAGAACUAUCUUCUUCCUACCUACCUACCCAUGUUUUUAAACUAAUUUAUAGAAAAUCUGGAGGCCGUUACAGCUAACAAAGCAGGUGUGUGGCAGAAAUAUUACUUUAAAUUUGUCUUGUGAGAUUUUACUAUAUCUCAGACAGCAUAAAUGCUGUUUUAGCACUGGAUUCUUUCACUGAGCACAAAGAGUUGUUGGGGCUUUAGCAUCUGACUGGUUUUGUUAUGGGGUUGAUUCUGGCUAUAGGAAGUAUGCAAAUGUGAAUCACUAUUUACAGAGAAACCUACAACAGAUGCUUGAUGUUGUAGAAGCUGGGACAUAUAGAUAUCAAGCAGAAUUCUAAGAAACCUAGAGGGUGUUCAAUACGCUUGUGUUUCCAAAAUUCACUGUACAUGAUCAGUUUGGCGUUCUUGUACCACAGUUUUUUUUAACUGAAGAUACCAGUUGGAACAAUCAAUUUUAACUAAAACUUGAAGAACUAAAAUAACAAUGCAAACCUUUCAGCAUUGUUUUGGCCAAACUUGUUAAAACUGUAAUGCAAGAACCAAAUGCACUGUGAUAUGGCACCAACUAAUUAGCAAGCAUGAGUUUUUUCACCCAGAGUGAAAAAAGGAAAUCUACCAUGGCUUGAAGUUAAAGAGCAGAACUCCUGACUACCAUUCUAUGACUGAUCAAGAGACUAAUAGUUAAAAAACCUCAGCAGGCCUUGUUCACGAUAUGCAGAAAAAAAGUGCUGCAGUUUAGAUACCUCUGGAAUUUUUCCACAGUGUCACAGGUUUGUAAUACUUGAAGCCCUACAUUUCUAAGAAUAUAUUUCUUGCUCAGUUGUUUCAGGCAAGCCCAAGACUUUGUAAUUUUUAAAGGGCCCAAGAUUUUUUUUUUUUUUCAAUAACAGACCAGCUUCUUUUUCCUGCAGUUACAGAUGUAAUUUCCUUUUUGUUGUCAAAAUGAGGUACCAAAUAUGAUGCAAUAAAUUGUUUUGAAAAACAGUUGUGUGAAUAUUUCAACUAAUCUGUGUUGGGCUUCUUGAAAUAUACAGGUGGAAACAGAGGUUGCAAGCCAGAGGCGCUGUAGUAUACUGAAAGGUUAGUGCAGACGGGAGCUCUGCAGAUGGCCUAGUGCUGGUGUCAGGGAGUUCCGCAGUGCAGGUGCAGGGCAGCUCCAGCAGGUUUCACUGAGGGCUUGGAUGACGCAGGUACUAUGAAUGCAAUUUGUAAUUAAUAAUUUGAAAGGAAAACAACUGUUAUUUUGAUUGAGGAAAUGAGCCUUAAUAUGUUAAAUCUAUACACUGAGAACCAGCCUCCGACCCAAGGUUCUCACUGUAUUGCAAGAUCUGAGCAAAUAAGAUUAAGUGAAUCAGUUGUAUGUGUAAUUGGUCUUUUUUCCAUACUAUUAUGAAAAGUAUAUUCUAAAGGGAAUUUUUAGAAGACUUGAUACUUCCACUGAUGGGACAGUUGUGAUAAAUUCAACCUUUCAUAGUACAUUCCUGCAUUCCACAUCCCAGUCUAAUAAUUCAGUGAUGUAAAGAAAAGUACAAACUGAAUUUGAGUGCUUCGUUAUGUUUUAUUAACUGACCCUAUCUCAGGAACAUCUUAAUAGAUGGCAAGAAACGCCAACAUUUUUUUCAACUGUGAGUGGCAGCUGAAGUUCUUACUGUUGGGAAAGAACACUAGUGCUACCUCUGCCACUAAUGAGGUGAUUGGAGGAGGCACCAGCCAUAUGAUAGGGGGUGUGUGUGAAUUAUGUUUAAACUCUACUGUAUAUUGAAAUGGAAUUAUAUUUGUUUUGACAAUGUUGAAAUGAUGUAGAUUGUCUUAGAAUGAAUAUUCAUAAGUACUCAAUUCUCGAUGCAGAUACCACCGGUGAGGAGUUAAAUUCCUAAUACAUAUAUUGUAAUUCCAACCCAGUUUUACUGGAACUAUUGAAUAAAUAUUUUUUUUCAGGUUUA
Pipistrellus kuhlii (Kuhl's pipistrelle) is the source of this 5123-nucleotide messenger RNA. RefSeq names its product N-alpha-acetyltransferase 15, NatA auxiliary subunit (gene NAA15). The record is from RefSeq and is a predicted model, not a curated record. The coding region runs from base 331 to 2931 and encodes 866 amino acids. The transcript has 20 exons. Gene Ontology annotation, cellular component: cytoplasm; NatA complex. NCBI's taxonomy places the organism in Eukaryota, Metazoa, Chordata, Mammalia, Chiroptera, Vespertilionidae. Gene Ontology annotation, biological process: N-terminal peptidyl-methionine acetylation. Gene Ontology annotation, molecular function: protein binding; protein-N-terminal amino-acid acetyltransferase activity.